UUCAUUUUAUGUAGAGAGGGUAGUCUCUUUUUUUUUUCUGGCGGUUGUACGAGCUGCAGCAGCCGGGUUAGUAUCCCUUUCCGACUGUGCGGAUCGAUUAUCGGAAGAGCAAUUUUAACCGUUUUUAAACCGGUCCUGCACUGGUUUACAUCUGCUCUCCGCCACUGUUGUGUUCAUUCUGCGAUGGACUAUCGUAGUUCUCCCAACCGAAGUGUGGAUUUGCCGCGCCGAAACGCGUGAAAAUGUCACCUCAGCGGGAGAGGCGCGUGCCACAUCUCUCCGCGGCACUUUAACACUCUUACAUUCCUCUCAAUAUUUACCGCACCGCUCCAGCGGCGGCCGCGGGGCAUUGCUCCCUUUUUUUUUUUCCCCUUUUUUUUAAAAAAAAAAAAAAAUACUUAUUUAAAAGCAAUGUUUCGGGACUAGACGGGCAUUGUUUGUGUGUGGUUUUUUUUUUUUUUCCCCUUCCAGAAGAAACAACCUUGCGUCCGGCUGGAAGCAACAAGCGGCACGCGCAAGGUGUUUUAUUUCUUUUCCCGUCGUUGAUGUAAACUUCCCGCGGCCGUGCUGCUAGUACUGCUGCUCUUUUUCUUGUGUGGUAUUUAUUGUACUUUUUGGGCGGUGUGGCGACGCGCUGAUGCCGAUACUCCGGACGGACGGGCUCCUGCUCCCGGAUCUGGGCUCCUCCUCCUUGGUCUUCGUGCUCUUCUUCCCUCACAGUUUUUGUGUCACUCAAUCGGUGUCGGUGCCGAACACUGCCGAGUGUCGCUGAGGAGUGCGGUGCUUCCGACACCUCCCGCCGUCAUCCUCCUCAGCGCCCGUCGGCAUCGUCGUCAUUCUAUUCGGGAACCAUGGGCGCCGCUGCUAAGGUGGCCUUCGCCGUCUUCCUCAUCUCCUGCUCCUCAGGAGCAAUCCUUGGCCGCUCAGAGACCCAGGAGUGUGUAUAUUUCAACGUAAGCUGGGAAAAGGAGCGCACGAACCGCAGUGGUAUCGAGGCUUGUGUCGGCGAAACAGACAAGCGGCGGCACUGUUUUGCCACAUGGAAGAACGUGUCAGGCUCCAUCGAGAUCGUGAAGCAGGGCUGCUGGCUUGAUGACGUCAAUUGCUAUGACAGCCGCGAGUGUGUGGAGAGGAAAGAGGGUCCUGAUGUCUUCUUCUGCUGCUGUGAAGGCAACAUGUGCAACGAAAAGUUUUUCUACAGCCCGGACGCUCAGCCUGUGCAGACAACCUCAAACCCGAUGCCCCCUAACCCCCCCCUGUGCAACACGCUGCUGUACUCCCUGGUACCCAUCAUGGGGAUUGCGGUCAUCGUCGUUUUCUCCUUCUGGAUGUACAGACAUCAUAAGCUGGCCUAUCCUCCAGUUCUGGUGCCCACCCAAGACCCAGGACCACCUCCUCCCUCUCCUCUUUUGGGCCAGAAGCCCCUGCAGCUGCUGGAGAUAAAAGCCAGGGGGCGCUUUGGCUGUGUGUGGAAGGCCCAGCUGCUCAGUGAAUACGUGGCUGUCAAGAUUUUCCCGCUGCAGGACAAGCAAUCGUGGCAGAAUGAGUACGAGAUCUACACCAUGAGUGGCAUGAGGCACGAGAACCUGCUGCAGUUCAUUGGGGCUGAGAAAAGGGGCACCGGAGUGGACCUGGAGCUGUGGCUCGUCACAGCCUACCACGAGAAGGGCUCACUGACCGACUACCUGAAGGCUAAUGUGGUGUCCUGGAAUGAGUUGUGUCACAUUGCCCAGACCAUGGCCAGGGGCUUGGCCUACCUCCACGAGGACAUCCCAGGCCUGAAGGAUGGCCACAAGCCUGCCAUUGCCCACAGAGACAUCAAGAGCAAGAACGUACUGCUGAAGAACGACCUGACGGCCUGCAUUGCGGACUUUGGCCUGGCACUCAGGUUCGAGGCGGGGAAGUCUGUGGGCGACACACACGGCCAGGUGGGAACCCGGAGGUACAUGGCCCCCGAGGUCCUGGAAGGUGCCAUCAACUUCCAGCGAGAUGCUUUCCUGCGGAUAGACAUGUACGCUGUGGGGCUGGUGCUCUGGGAGCUGGCGUCGCGCUGCACAGCUGCAGACGGUCCGGUAGACGAGUACAUGUUGCCUUUUGAGGAAGAGGUGGGCCAACACCCUUCUCUGGAGGACAUGCAGGACGUGGUUGUCCACAAGAAGAUGCGGCCCACACUGAGGGAGUGUUGGCAGAAGCACACGGGCCUAGCCAUGCUCUGCGAGACCAUUGAGGAGUGCUGGGACCACGAGGCAGAAGCGCGUCUGUCAGCUGGCUGCGUAGAGGAGCGCGUUGUCCAGAUGCAGCGGCAGACCAGCAUCUCUGCGCCUGAGGAGAUCGUCACUGUUGUCACCAUGGUGACCAACGUGGACUUCCCACCCAAGGAGUCCAGUCUAUGAUAGAUGGCACUAAGAGGGCGGGGCUAUGCACCCCACAUGGAUAAAUGCAAAUGACCAAUGUGACUCGCCUUGCCUUCAGAGUGGCUGACUCAGGCGAGGUUCCUCCACCUGUGGCUCUGCCUCCCGUUAAGACUAGCCAGUUGUCAGAGGUGUGCAGUGAGGAAGCGCUGCCACACUGCCCACAUUCAGGAAUACCUGCACCGUACUGGAUUGUACCCACAGUGCCGGUGUGUCUGAGGACUGCCAGUGCGGUCUUGGUGGAAGCUGUGCAGGAGCGACGCAAACAAUGUAAACGUGAUCUUUCACCGCAACACCUAAAGGUGACGACGGGUGUGUUGCCUGCUCGCCCUGAGGAUGGCGCUCUCGCACGCUCUUUUGUACUGAAGAAAGGACUUGACGAAAUGGACGUCUGCUAGUUUUUCUAGGAAAACUACGUGAACCGUGACAUUUGCUUUCACUUCAGUAUAAAAAGGGCAACGUGUUUUUAAAAGCAAACCUGCGGUUUUCAUGUUCAUGCAAACGACUAUUGUAAUGCCAAUAAGAAACAGCUUCUGAAUGUUUAGUGUACUGCUGCUGUACAUACAUCAAUGUAAAAAAAAAAAAAAAAAAAAAAA
Molecule: messenger RNA, 3007 nt
Organism: Scleropages formosus (Asian bonytongue)
Lineage: Eukaryota; Metazoa; Chordata; Actinopteri; Osteoglossiformes; Osteoglossidae
Product: activin receptor type-2A
Exons: 11
Coding region: 852-2393 (513 amino acids)
Biological process (GO): activin receptor signaling pathway; protein phosphorylation; cellular response to growth factor stimulus
Cellular component (GO): plasma membrane; activin receptor complex
Molecular function (GO): activin receptor activity; ATP binding; activin binding
Source: RefSeq, a predicted model, not a curated record